AUCAUGACCCAGUGCCAGGCAUGCCAUUUCACUUUACACUACCCAUAAAAGAUAAAACUCUGUGUUCUUUUCUUUAUCUUGGGCCUGACAAAAAGAUUUUUGGUGAAUGGAUGUUGGGAAUGGAAAGUAAAGUGUGGGUUCUGAUCUCAGAAAUUAACUUAGGCAAGAGAAGAAACUCAUUUCAAAGUUUAUGAGGAAACACAGUCUAGUUCUGUUAACUAGGUGUCUCAGAUUCUAGUGAGUAUUUUUUCAGUUCAAUGGAAACAGGAGGAGGAAUUGCAAUAUAUUUUCUGGUUUUCUUCUGGUUUUGGGCUUAUCCUGCAAAUGGGUUGCUUUCACCUAAAGGUGUUAACUAUGAAGUGCAAGCUUUAAUGGCUAUAAAGGCUUCUCUUCAUGAUCCUCAUGGGGUUCUAGAUAAUUGGGAUGGGAAUGCUGUUGAUCCAUGUAGCUGGACUAUGGUUACCUGUUCACCUGAGAGCCUGGUUAUUGGCCUUGGUGCUCCAAGCCAGAAUUUAUCUGGAACUCUGUCUCCGGGCAUAGGGAACUUAACAAAUCUUCAGAUUGUGCUCCUACAAAACAACAACAUAACAGGACCAAUUCCUUCAGAGUUGGGGAGGCUCUCAAUGCUUUGUACGCUUGAUCUCUCCAGUAAUUACUUCUCUGGGGAAGUUCCUCCAUCUCUUGGUGAACUAAGAACCCUCCAAUACAUGAGGCUCAACAAUAACAGUCUAUCUGGAGCAUUUCCCCUGAACUUGGCUAACAUGACACAGCUUACCUUUCUUGAUUUAUCCUACAAUAAUCUGAGUGGUCCUGUGCCCAGGAUUGCAGCUAAAACAUUCAGCAUUGUUGGGAAUCCUCUAAUCUGUGCUACAGGAUCUGAACCAGAAUGUCAUGGAACACUACUGAUGCCAAUGUCCAUGAACUUGAACAGCUCACAGAAAGCUGCUCUGCCUUCAGGAAGACCAAAAAGUCAUAAGCUAGCCAUAGCCUUUGGCUUGAGCAUAGGAAGUGUCUCCUUUCUCAUUGUUGUAUUUGGACUACUACUUUGGUGGAGGCAAAGGUGGAAUGAGCAGAUGUUCUUUGAUGUCAAAGACCGACAUCAUGAAGAAGUUUGUCUCGGAAACUUGAGGAGGUUCCAAUUUAGGGAACUCCAGAUUGCAACAAAUAACUUCAGCAGCAAGAAUAUACUAGGGAAGGGAGGUUUUGGAAAUGUCUACAAAGGGAUUCUGCAAGAUGGAACCAUAGUAGCAGUUAAGAGGCUUAAAGAUGGCAAUGCUGCUGGAGGAGAGAUUCAGUUCCAGACUGAAGUGGAGUUGAUCAGCCUAGCAGUGCAUCGGAACCUCCUCAGGCUUUAUGGAUUUUGUAUUACACCGAUGGAGAAGCUUCUUGUUUAUCCAUACAUGUCCAACGGCAGUGUUGCCUCACGCCUGAAAGGAAAACCAGUAUUGGAUUGGGGCACAAGGAAGAGAAUUGCCUUAGGAGCUGCAAGGGGACUAUUAUACCUCCAUGAGCAAUGUGAUCCAAAGAUAAUUCAUAGGGAUGUGAAGGCCGCAAACAUAUUGCUUGAUGAAUACUGUGAAGCUGUGGUAGGAGAUUUUGGGUUAGCAAAGCUUUUGGAUCACCAAGAUUCACAUGUCACGACAGCUGUGAGGGGCACCGUGGGGCACAUAGCACCUGAGUAUCUCUCUACAGGCCAGUCUUCUGAGAAAACAGAUGUGUUUGGGUUUGGAAUUCUCCUACUCGAAUUAAUCACUGGCCAGAGAGCACUAGAAUUUGGCAAGACAGCAAACCAGAAAGGAGUAAUGCUUGAUUGGGUGAGGAAAAUUCACCAGGAGAAGAAGCUAGAAAUGCUAGUGGACAAGGAUCUCAAAAACAACUAUGACAGAAUUGAGUUAGAGGAGAUGGUUCAAGUAGCUUUGCUGUGCACCCAAUACCUUCCAAGCCAACGACCAAAAAUGUCAGAAGUGGUUCGAAUGCUUGAGGGCGAUGGUCUGGCAGAAAAAUGGGAAGCUUCUCAGAAAUCUGAAGCAACCAAGAAGCCUCAUGAAUUCUCCUCAUCAGAUAGAUAUUCUGAUCUCACUGAUGACUCUUCCUUACUAGUCCAAGCCAUGGAGCUCUCCGGUCCAAGGUGAAUUCCUUCAAAACUUUAAUAUCAUUCAUUCAUCUUCCAAAGAUGGGCAAGAAAAUCCAGAAAACAAGAUAUGGCUGAAGUUUGCAAAAACAUAUGUGCUUGUAUCAUAGUGGCAUAGGAGACCUCCAAAAGGCUUUGAUUUUUCUUUUCUUUUGCUUUUGUUUUUAUCCCAACUGUACAAAUUACAAAUUAUGGAGAGAUUUAGAAAGGAAAAUUUCCUAUGUCUAGUGAUAUGUAUUGAGUGAAAAUCUGAAUGGGAUGUCCAUUUGAAAUUUUGUGUAAGAUAAAUGAUGUAGACUUGA
Molecule: messenger RNA, 2433 nt
Organism: Rubroshorea leprosula
Lineage: Eukaryota; Viridiplantae; Streptophyta; Magnoliopsida; Malvales; Dipterocarpaceae
Source: the annotation of a GenBank genome assembly